Miscanthus lutarioriparius is the source of this 264-nucleotide messenger RNA. The record is from the annotation of a GenBank genome assembly. NCBI's taxonomy places the organism in Eukaryota, Viridiplantae, Streptophyta, Magnoliopsida, Poales, Poaceae.
AUGACGCAGAAGCAGACCCUGUUCAAGGGGCAGAGCAAGAAGAAGACCAUCCCUCCCAACCGCCACGGCAAGGCGCCCCAUGUUCGUAAAGGGAAGAGAGCCGUCAAGCCCACCAAGUUCACCAAGGACAUGGACGCCGACAAGGAACUGACCAAGUUCAUCAACCAGUGCAACGAAAUAAAAGCUGCGAAUAUUGCUAGCAAAGAGGGCGGUGACCUCAACAUAGUGAAGGCAGAUGGCGAUCAAUCUAAAUCAAAGAAGUAG